UUUCAUGGCUGACAUUGCCAGCAUUGAGAGCGACGAAGGCGCAACUAUAACCGUUUGCGCAGCUCAUCAGUAUGAGUGUUGUCCCUUUUGUUGUCUCGACUUUUUCGAUGUCAACAAUGAGGCUCGAAACGCCGUUCGGAUGAGCAAGGCAGUUCGACCUCCCUCGUCAUCUCUAGGAGACGGUCGUCUCCGAACUGGCAAGGAGGUCCGCAUGCUGGACAGGUCUGGGACGACACCACCAAACCAUUUGGACGGACGGAUAACUGGCAUCAUGAUUGAAAAAGACGAGGAGAGCGAUUUUGAGGGUCUCCUCUGCUACGUGAUCGAAUAUAAUGGUUCCGACAAGAUGACGUACCCAGUAGACUGGGUUCAUGAAGAGUGGAUGGUCAAUGCACAAGGGUAAGUACGUCCCUGCAUACAAGUAUGUCAAGAUGUUAUCCGAUGAGCAAGAUUCGGAUGAGGAGUGAAAUUCCACUUGGAGAGAAUCAACAGCAAGUAGAUGAAUCCACUGGUGAAUUAGGAAUGAUGUAAAAAUAGAUCUUUCUGCUUCCCCAUAGCAAAAUACGUAUAUACACGGUGAAUAUUCUAGCCAAUUGAUCCAGGUGCCAUCAAAAACUUAUGCUUGAUCAAUAAUCGCUCAAUUCCAUCAAGGCCUCUCACAAGCUGAUCCAUGGGAGGCCCAAAACUUAAUCGAAUGUAGUAAUGGAAAGGGCUGUCAAAAAGCUCACGUCGGCGG
Spizellomyces punctatus DAOM BR117 is the source of this 736-nucleotide messenger RNA. RefSeq lists its product as uncharacterized. The transcript has a single exon. The coding region runs from base 5 to 403 and encodes 132 amino acids. The record is from RefSeq and is a predicted model, not a curated record. NCBI's taxonomy places the organism in Eukaryota, Fungi, Chytridiomycota, Chytridiomycetes, Spizellomycetales, Spizellomycetaceae.